Oryza sativa Japonica Group (Japanese rice) is the source of this 1490-nucleotide messenger RNA. Its product is annotated as protein POOR HOMOLOGOUS SYNAPSIS 1. The record is from RefSeq and is a predicted model, not a curated record. Lineage: Eukaryota; Viridiplantae; Streptophyta; Magnoliopsida; Poales; Poaceae.
GAGUUUAGCAGGUAAUUGUUACAUCCACUCAACAGCUCCACACCAAAAGUGCGCAUCAAAACCCCAACGCCCUGAACCCUCCCAAUCAUCCUCGUCGUCGCCAUGGCGGACGCCGACGUCCGCAGCGGGGCGCUUCUCCCGGCGCGACCGACGCCGCAGCGGCGGAGGCAGAAGUGGGCGGUGGAGUUCGCGCGCUUCUUCAGGACGCCGCGGCGGGAUCCGUCCAAGCCGCCGCCGCCCGGCCUCCGCCUCGUCGCCCGCGGCAAGCUCCGCCACCACGGCACCUGGCUCCCGGCCGCCUCCCCCGCCGCGCUCUCCAUUUCCUGCCCCAGCCAGUCCUUCGCGGUCCCCGUCCUCACCGUCUCCAUCGGCGACGUCGUCUUCGAGGAGCAUUUUGUGUCCAUUCUCAAUUUUUCGUGGCCUCAGGUUACAUGUGUGACACAAUGCCCAAUAAGUGGGAGCAGAGUGGUGUUUGUGAGCUUUUGUGAUAAGUCCAAACAGAUCCAGAAGUUUGCUUUACGUUUCCCACAUCUCAGUGAUGCAGAAUCAUUUUUAAAUUGUGUUAAGGAAUGCUCAACUGAAACCAUGGAUAUCAGACCAUCUGGAAGUGACUAUCUUUGUGAAGAUUCAUCAGCAUCUGAAUAUAUUGCUUCUAGUGGAAUUCACCAAAGCUUUGAGGAGCCAGAUCAGCCUGUCCACAGAACAGAGACACCAGCAUUAGGCUACCAUGCAGAACCAGAUGAGCCUAUCCACAGAACAGAGGCACCAGCAUUAAGCCAGCCUGAGACACCAUCAUUACGCCACCAUGAGGCACCAGAAGAGCCUCUUCUUCAACCUCUCCUUGCUACCAACAUUGAUACCGUCUUCUCUGGUUUCCCCCCCAGUUUCACUGAUAUGCUGACACAAUUUUCAUGUAAAACUGAGAAAGAUGCUGAGGAACCAUAUCCAGUAACUGCAACGGACCAUGCACCACAAGAGGUGUCUAUGUUAGAUACUUCCCAUAAUGUUGCAAUUUCCACAACUUCUGCUAACGAAAUUGAUGUUAAUAGAGAAACAAGUGAUAUUAUGACAAGGAUAAAGACAUAUAUAUCUGAUGGCGCCUUCCAUGAUAUGUUGUUCAAGCUCGAGAGAGUUAUUGAUGAACUGGGUGGCGACUUGUCACUGUAGAUAGUAACAUCCUCUGUGGUGGGAAGGCCUUUAUUUGCCUAUGAUCUUAUAUGCAUUGAAGUCGUAGUUCACUUACUAUCCCUUGCAGCUUUUGCUCCUACAGAAUUUUGUCCAGUAAAGCUUCCAUCAAGAUGAGAAGUUUAUCUUGUCUCUAACAUAUUGCGUAGUACAUCUGAGGACUAUCUUGUGUGAAACUUUAGAGUUCGCGUAGUACUUGUUAAUCAGCGUUUCCAACCUCUGUUUAGAACAGGUCCUCUGUUUUAUAUACAUGUUAUCUGAAUUGUUGAGAGCAUGCUACCCCAUAUCCAGAUGUGUUAUUUUCA